AUGUAUGGGAAUGAAGGGAUGGAAAGGCUUAUACCUCUUGUUAAUAAGCUUCAGGAUGCUUUCGCAUCCCUUAACCUUCCUUUGAACCUUGAUUUACCUCAGAUUGCAGUUGUGGGAAGCCAAAGUGCUGGUAAAAGCUCAGUGCUGGAAAACUUCGUGGGGCGUGAUUUCCUACCGAGAGGCAGUGGUAUAGUCACAAGGAGACCGCUCAUUCUGCAACUGGUCCAUGAUAAGUCAGUUGAAUAUGGGGAAUUUAUUCACUGUAAAAAUAAAAAGUUCACGGAUUUUGAUGACAUCCGACGGGAAAUCGAACAGGAAACUGACAGAAUCACUGGCUCUAAUAAGGGUAUCUCAAACAUUCCAAUCAACCUCAGGAUCCAUUCCCCCAGCGUCCUCAAUCUUACCCUUAUUGACCUUCCCGGAAUGACCAAGGUUCCUGUUGGCGAUCAGCCACCGGAUAUCGAAACUCAAAUCCGCAACAUGAUCAUUGAAUUUAUCGAGAGAGAUUCCUGUCUUAUUUUGGCUGUUAGCCCUGCUAAUUCAGACCUCGCUAAUUCCGAUGCCUUGAAACUUGCUAAGGAAUAUGACCCACAGGGUCUGCGUACUAUCGGGGUAAUAACAAAGUUAGAUUUGAUGGAUGAGGGAACAGAUGCACAGGAAAUUCUCGAAAAUAGAUUGCUCCCAUUACGAAGAGGUUAUAUAGGUGUAGUCAACAGAAGCCAGCGAGAUAUAGAUGGGCGCAAAAAUAUCACUGCUGCCUUGGAAGCCGAACGUAGAUUUUUCCUUUCACAUCCCAGUUAUCGUCAUAUGGCUGAUCGUAUGGGAACUCCUUAUCUCCAACGUAUACUUAAUCAACAACUAACGAAUCAUAUCCGCGAUACUCUGCCACAUCUACGUAGUCGGUUACAAGCCCAACUAAUUAGUUUGGAAAAAGAAGUUUCUGACUUUCGUAAUUAUCGUCCAGACGACCCAGCUUAUAAAACAAAAGCAUUGCUACAGAUGGUUCAGUCAUUUGAAGCAGAAUUUUCUCAAAAUAUUAGUGGACAUGUAGCUGACGUCAAUACACAAAUAUUGUCUGGAGGUGCUGAGAUUAAUCGCGUGUUUCAUGAACGUUUUAGAUAUGAUUUACUCAAGAUUGAAUUUGAUGAAAAAACUCUACGUAAAGAAAUCGCUGUUGCUAUUCAAAAUAUUCAUGGUGUCAGGCCUGGAUUGUUUACACCGGAUAUGGCAUUUGAUGCUACAGUACGAAAACAGAUUGAAAAACUUCGAAUUCCAUCAUUAAAAUGCGUUGACAUGGUUGUAUCUAAAUUGACCGAUGUUUUGCAACAAUGUAGUGAUAAGGUAGGACGAUUUCCACGGCUUCGUGAAGAAAUUGAACGUGUUGUCAAUAUGCGGGUUCGUGAAUUAGAAAUAGCUACUAAAGAACAAAUUCAAACAUUAAUUGAUUUUCAAUUAGCUUAUAUGAAUACAAAUCAUGAAGAUUUUAUCGGUUUCCAAAAUGCUGAGCAACGAGCAAAUGAUAGUUCCAAAAGUAAACUUGGCAAUCAAGUAAUCUGUAAAGGGUGGCUUAAUUUGAUCAAUCCAAGUCUAUUGCGUGGUGGUAGUCGUUAUUGUUGGUUCGUAUUAACUACAGAUACAUUGACUUGGUACAAAGAUGAUGAAGAACGUGAGAGACGAUUUGUUCUUCCUUUAGAUGGAUUAAAACAACGUAGCGGUGAUACAGGAUUCUUUUCAAAACGACCAACGUUUGUCCUUCAUCAUCCAGAUCCUAAAGUUAAUUUGUACAAAGAUCACAAAACUUUAGAUUUAUCUGCAGAUACAGAAGAAGCGGUUGAAGCUUGGAAAGCUGCUUUAGUUCGGGCUGGAGUGUUUCAUGAUCCAUCUGGAAAACCAGACGAACAGACUGAUGAUGGUGAUACGAAUAAAAUACCGACUGAUCCUAAACUUGAAAGACAAGUAGAAAUUAUACGUAAUUUAGUUGAUUCCUACAUGAAAAUCGUUACUAAAACACAACGUGAUAUGGUUCCGAAAAUAAUUAUGCAUCAAUUAAUUAAUGAGAUCAAGAUUUUUCUAAAAGGCGAUCUCUUGCCCAAAUUGUAUUCACAAGACCCUAACAAUCUUAUGGAAGAGUCAUCAGCUGAGAAAAAGCAUCGUGAAGAAAUUAUACGUAUGUAUGAUUCAAUACGUGAGGCAUUAUCAGUUAUAUCAGAUGUCAUAGCUAAUACGCAUAGUGUCCCAUUACCUCCACCUGUCAGUGAUGACUGGAUUGAGACGGAGUUAUCUACUGGAUCAAAUAAUAUUCGUCGACCACUUCCUUCUAGUAAUGCAUCUCAUUCCGGUCAUCACAGUACUAGUACAACACAAAGACCUUUAAGUCCUAAUAAUAUCACAUCAAAUUCUAAUCGUCCCAUACCUUCAAGACCAGCACCAAAUUUACCUAUACGGCAUACUUUGAAUCCCCCAACAAUUGUAACUACAGCCCCUGGUCAACUUCCAGCUCCACUUCUUCCUCAACGAAUGCCACAAUUCAAUAAUGGUCUUUCUCAAAGUGCAAGUACUGGUAACCUUCCAGGUACUAUAUCUUCCGGUGGUAUUGGUGGAAAUACAUUUAUGACUACUAACCCAUCGAAUGGCUCAACACCAAAUACCACUUAUUCUACUACUAAUGCACCGUGGGUUUCAUUUGAUCCUCUUUUUAAUCAGUCCCAAUCAAGUGCAAUAGCACCACCGAUUCCACCACCGAAAUUAACAUCGUUAUCUGGUAAUCUUGGACAUCCAAGUAUACCGGAACGUCCAGGUAAUGUUGGUAUGCCGCGCAUUCCUCCUCGACCAACUUCAUGA
Molecule: messenger RNA, 2841 nt
Organism: Schistosoma guineensis
Lineage: Eukaryota; Metazoa; Platyhelminthes; Trematoda; Strigeidida; Schistosomatidae
Source: the annotation of a GenBank genome assembly